Molecule: messenger RNA, 379 nt
Organism: Arabidopsis arenosa
Lineage: Eukaryota; Viridiplantae; Streptophyta; Magnoliopsida; Brassicales; Brassicaceae
Source: the annotation of a GenBank genome assembly
UGUAGGUGUAAUUAUGAAUGACGAAACAGUACACCAGCUGUGUAAGCAAGCUGUUUCCCAGAUUAGAUGAUUGAUGCGCGAGUAGGCGGAAUCCGUGCAGCUCUAGAUGCUGAAGGAUUUCAAAACGUCUACAUUAUGUCAUACACAGCCAAGUAUGCAAGUUCGUUUUACGGUCCUUUCCGUGAAGCCCUGGACUCAAAUCCACGCUUUGGAGACAAGAAAACGUAUCAGAUUGACCCAGCUAAUUACAGAGAGGCCUUGAUUGAGGCACGUGAAGACGAGUCUGAAGGAGCAGACAUUCUCUUGAGCAUAAGUUGAGCUGGUGGUGACAUGAUCUUACCUACUUGUCUGAUAAUUAGUAUAAAAUGUUAAAUAAGUU